CAAAAAAGAGCGAAGUUCUGCUCUGCGGGUAUUCGUCUUUCGCGUCUCCUACGACUUUGCGAUCUAUCGCACAAAAACUUCAAGGUCUCGGAUCAGAAGUAUAUUUGAAAUAUGAUCGGGACUUGCAUUGGGUUAGCAGCCAAAAAUUUGCAGCGGAAGGUCCAUGGAGAGAAUUGCUGGGUGUCUUUCCUGAUAUAG
Amoebophrya sp. A25 is the source of this 198-nucleotide messenger RNA. The record is from the annotation of a GenBank genome assembly. Lineage: Eukaryota; Dinophyceae; Syndiniales; Amoebophryaceae.